AUGCCGUCCAAAAACUCCAAUGGCCCCUCGGGCCAGGUCAGCCACCGAAUACGCAACUUCUUCCGCAUCAACAGCCCCGCGCCUGCCGACAAAGAAAAGAAUGCCUCGCCCUCGCCCGGCUCCUCCAACAUCACCGUCAACACGGGCAGUGCCGCCGACAACAUGGCCAGCCCCAAACCCUCCCGCCACACAAAGUUCUUCAGCAAUACCGUCGGCCGACUUCGCGCUCAUACUGUGGCUAGCGAGGGCAACCAGCUCGAGGAGGCCAUGAGCCCGACGGCUCACGCUAACCCCUACUUUGUACACCAGGGCCAGCCUGGCCUCCGCCAUCACAACGACGGCUCUGUGCCCCCAAGCCCCCCCGAUACGCCAUCGUUGCACAUCUCGGGCCCUGCGGGCGGCGCCGGCGAGCACGCCACCACAGAGACCAAGGAGGAGUUGGCUCGCCGGCUGAGGCGAGUAGCAAGCGCACCUAACGCCCAGGGCAUGUUUGUCAAUGAUGCCGACAAGGUCGUGGGCAUCGACGGCGCUCGCCCGGGCACCGCCGAGCUCGGCAAGGAUCCCGUCUUUCAGAGCCCCGACUCCGGCAAGGAUGACGACACCCUCGGCGCUCUUCCGCCCCCAAAGGCCACCAACGCCGCCUUCCGCCGCACGUACAGCUCCAAUUCGAUCAAGGUCCGCAAUGUGGAGGUCAAUCCCUCUAGCUUUGACAAGAUCAAGCUCAUCGGAAAGGGAGACGUCGGCAAGGUCUAUCUUGUCCGUGAGAAAAAGAGCAAUCGCCUAUAUGCGAUGAAGGUCUUGAGCAAGAAGGAAAUGAUUAAGCGCAACAAAAUCAAGAGAGCCCUCGCAGAGCAGGAAAUCCUGGCGACAAGUAACCACCCGUUUAUUGUCACCCUCUACCAUUCUUUCCAGUCCGAGGACCAUCUCUAUCUGUGCAUGGAGUACUGCAGCGGAGGCGAAUUCUUCCGCGCCCUGCAGACUCGCCCUGGAAAGUGCAUUCCCGAAGACGAUGCGCGAUUCUACGCUGCCGAAGUCACGGCUGCUCUCGAGUACCUGCAUCUGAUGGGCUUCAUCUACAGAGAUCUCAAGCCUGAAAAUAUUCUUCUACACCAGUCUGGACACAUUAUGCUUUCAGAUUUCGACUUGUCAAAACAAUCUGACCUCGGCGGCAAACCAACCAUGAUUGUCGGCAAGAAUGGCGCACGAACGGACGCCCUCCCCACCAUCGAUACCAGAUCUUGCAUCGCCAACUUCCGCACCAACUCUUUCGUCGGCACCGAGGAAUACAUUGCGCCAGAAGUUAUUAAGGGUAGCGGCCAUACAAGUGCUGUCGACUGGUGGACGCUCGGCAUUCUCAUCUAUGAGAUGCUUUACGGCACCACCCCCUUCAAGGGCAAGAAUCGCAAUGCCACAUUUGCCAACAUUCUUCGCGAGGACAUUCCCUUCCCCGACCACGCCGGUGCCCCACAGAUCUCAAAUCUUUGCAAGUCCCUGAUUCGGAAGCUGCUUAUCAAGGACGAGAACCGACGACUGGGCGCCCGAGCUGGCGCCUCCGACAUUAAAGUCCAUCCAUUCUUCCGCACCACACAAUGGGCUCUCAUCCGACAUAUGAAACCCCCCAUCGUUCCUCAUGCUGGCCGCGGCAUCGAUACCGUCAAUUUUCGAAACGUCAAGGAGAGCGAGAGUGUCGAUAUCAGCGGUGCCAGGCAGAUGCCGGGUGUGCCGUUGGACAGUGGUCUAUCUACGCCAGGAAACGAAAUCGCAGACCCGUUCCUCGAGUUCAACAGCGUUACUCUGCACCACGAUGGUGACGACCACCAUCAUCAGACCUACCAGAACGGUAUCCAAACAUAG
Messenger RNA from Akanthomyces muscarius, 1854 nucleotides. RefSeq lists its product as uncharacterized. Gene Ontology annotation, molecular function: protein serine/threonine kinase activity; ATP binding. Gene Ontology annotation, biological process: protein phosphorylation. The transcript is spliced from 5 exons. Gene Ontology annotation, cellular component: nucleus; plasma membrane; cytoplasm. The coding region runs from base 1 to 1854 and encodes 617 amino acids. The record is from RefSeq and is a predicted model, not a curated record. Lineage: Eukaryota; Fungi; Ascomycota; Sordariomycetes; Hypocreales; Cordycipitaceae.